Schistocerca americana (American grasshopper) is the source of this 4093-nucleotide messenger RNA. RefSeq names its product CARD- and ANK-domain containing inflammasome adapter protein-like. The transcript is spliced from 3 exons. Bases 1 to 1563 code for a protein of 520 amino acids. Lineage: Eukaryota; Metazoa; Arthropoda; Insecta; Orthoptera; Acrididae. The record is from RefSeq and is a predicted model, not a curated record. Gene Ontology annotation, molecular function: protein binding. Gene Ontology annotation, cellular component: ciliary inversin compartment. Gene Ontology annotation, biological process: protein localization to ciliary inversin compartment.
AUGAACCCAGAGUGUGACAGGCACGCGGGUGCCGGAGCGCUGUGCCUGGCAGCCGAGGCCGGCUGCCGCGAGGCGGUGCGCGCGUUGUCUGCGCCCGCGGCCGCCGGGCCCGACGCGUGGGGCAGCACGGCGCUGCAGUGGGCGGCGGCGCGCGGCCGGGACGCGGCGGUGGCGCUGCUGCUGGAGGAGGGCCGCGCAGACGUGCGCGCCGCGGACCGGGACGGCGUGACUGCGCUGCACGCGGCCGCCGCCCGCUGCGGCGCGCCCACCGUGGAGGCGCUGCUGCGCGCCGGCGCGGACCCGGCCGCCGCGGACGGCGAGCUGGCGCAGCCGCUGCACUGGGCGGCCGCCGCGGGCAACGCAGCCGCGCUCGCCGCGCUGCUGGAGGCGUGCCGCGGCCGCACGUGCGACCCGCCCGACGCCAGCGGCCAGACGCCGCUGCACUACGCGGCGCGCGCCGGCUGCGUGGCCGCGGUGCGCGCGCUGCUGGCCGCGGGCGCCUACCGGCGCGCCCUGUGCGCCGGCGGCCGAACGCCGCUGCACGUCGCGGCGUUUCACGCGCGACCCGCCACCGUGCGCCUGCUGCUGGCCGACGGCGCGCAGGAUGUCAACAGGCCCGACGACCACGGGCAGACGCCGCUCUACUGCGCGGCCGUGGGCGGCAGCAUCGCGGCGGUCGCCCUCCUGCUAGCUGCCGGCGCCGACAAGGCGGUCUGCAACAAAGCCGGCUUCUCCCCGCAACGGGUGGCGCUCGACCAGGGCCGCCACGACCUGGCUGCGGUUCUGGACGAGAACGACGACAGCCCGGUCGUCGACGAACGCACGGGAGGGGCAACUGCCUCCUCCACCCUUACAUACGCCUAUGAACAGGAAACUACACGAAACUGGUUUGCGGCACAGGCACUUCAUUGGGCAGCAGAGGAAGGCAACGACGACGAGGUGGUGCGCCUUCUGCAGGCCGGGGUGGCGCCGGUGGACGCUGCCGACGCGGACGGCCUGACAGCUUUGCACCUGGCGGCAGCCCACUGCGGCGAGCGCGCCGUGAGGGCGCUGCUGGAGGCGCGAGCAGACCCGCACGCCAGGGCGGGCGACGGCCGCUCGCCGCUGCACUGUGCAGCCGCCACGGGCCGCACCGCCAACGUGCGCGCACUGCUCGAGGCAGGCGCCGGGCCCAACGUGCCCGACGCCAAGGAGGAGCGGCCGCUGCACCUGGCGGCGGCCGCGGGAGCCGUGGCGACGGUGCACGCGCUGCUCGACGGCGGUGCCACUGGCGACGCGCGCAGCGCAGACGGCCGCUCGCCGCUGCUGUUCGCCGCCUGGUACGGACACGCAGCCGCUGUCGACGCGCUGCUGACGGCAGGCGGCGCAGACGUGACAGUGACCAACCGGAACGGCAGGUCGGCGCUGCAGUGCGCCGCGCGCAGUGGCUCCGUGCUGACGGCGCGCUUGCUACUGGCCGCCGGGGCAGAUGUCAACGUCAGAGACCGCAACGGGAAGACCGCCGUGGAUGUCGCCAAGAAGCGCGACCACAAGGUUCUCCUAAAAGUUCUGCGCGAAUCUUAAACACUCUGGUAGCUGACAGCCAGUGACUCCCAUAUCUCAUAUGUCUUCGUACAAUUAUAACGAAAAGUACGUCCCAGAAUGAAGUGUAAGUCACCCGCACUUUCUCCCUAAUUUUCACGUCCAGUUGAGCCGAAAAAGUGAGCCCCUCUCAGCAUCAGACUAACAUGCUGGCAGGAUUGGCACAGAGAUAGCAUGGCAUGUCUCCUCCAACUAGUAAUAAAAAAUGAUUUUUCAGCUAUUGUUGCGAUCCUCUACUCUCUACAUUAUCUAUCUUGUGCAAACCUAUUCACUGCCACAUAACUGCAACAACCUACAUCCACCUGAGCCUGCUUAAUAUAGCCAAGCCUUGGCAUCCCUCUUCAGUUUUUACUCCCUCACCCCACCACCACCACCGUUAUCAAACUGACCAUUCCUCGAUGCCUGAUAACUUCGACUGUUCCCUUAUCUUAGUUUUAUUUUCUCCCAGUUUAAAUGAGUACUUCCUCAAAAGUUGUCCAAUCUACCUGCCUAGUCUUUGACAUUCUUCUGCAGCACCAUACUACAUAAGCAUAUAGUCUCUUACUGUCUCAUUUGUUUAUCACCUCAUUUCACUUCUGAACUAGGCUACACUCCAGACAAAGGCACCCAUACCCAGGGCCGAGGGGGAUCCCGACCCUCCACCCCUCGCUCUCAGGGAAAGGAAAAAAUGUAGUGUAGUCAGGUGUUCUUUCAAGAAAACGAUUUAAAAAUAAGUAUUAUGCGGUUUUUUAACAGGGUCAGAACUGGAACUCUCCCGCCCCCCCCCCCCCCCCCAAAUUACUUUAUGGGUACCCUUGACUCCAGGCAAAUACUUGCGGAAAAGACAUCCUAACUUUUAAAUAUGUACUCCAUGUUAACAAAUUUAUCUUUUCCAGAACUUCUUUUUCUUGCCUUGCCAGUCUGCAUUUUUAUGUCGUCUCUAGUUCAACUACUGUCAGUUAUUUUGCUACCCAAAUAACAAAACUUUUCUACUACUUUUCAUGUUUUAUUUACAAUUCUCAUGCCUGAUUUAAUCAACUAUGUUUCAUUACCCUUGUUUUACUUCUCUUUAUAUUCAACUUGCAACCCGUUUUCAGCACAUCACCCAUUUGGUUCAACUGCUCUACCAAGUCCUUUGCUGCCUCUGAUACAGUUAUGAUAUCAUCAACAAACCUGAAAGUUAUGAUUUCCUCUUUCUGAACUUUUAACUCAAUUUCCAGAUUUCUCCUUCAUUUCCUUCAGAGCUCACCCACUGUACAGAUUGAACAGUAUCAGCGAUGGCCUACAAUCCCGCCUCACUCUCUUCUUAACUACUGCUUCCCUUGCACAUACUUCACUUCUUAUAACAGCGGUUUGGUUUCUGUACAAGUUGUAGAUAACAUUUAGCUCCCUGUAUUUUAUCCUUCCUACCUCCAGAGUUUCAAAGAAUGUAUUUCAAUCAUUAUUGUCAAAAGCUGCCUCUGAAUCUAGAAAUGCUAUAAAAUUAAAUUUCUUUUCCUCAGCCUGUCUUCUAAGAUAAGUCAUAAGGUCAGUAUUGUCUCACAUAUUCCUACAUUUCUCCAAAACCUAAACUAAUCUUCCCCAAGGUUUCCAAUCAGUUUUAUUUUUUGAGGGACCAUGCAUACCACUUGCACUAAGUUGGCACUACUUCAUAACUUGUUUUCCACAGGGAAAAAAAAAACAACCCAGACUUCACAAUGUGGCAUUCAGCAAUGGCUACUAUAGUGUUUUAUGUAAGACAGUAUUUCUUGAUUACUGAACUGACGUUGACCAGAGAGCAAAUUCCAAGAAAAAAGUGUACGGACAUUGCAAAUGGUGGGAUAGACCAUUAUUACCUUCUGUAAGAGACAUAAGCCGCAGAAAACUUCUGCCAACAUAUGUUGCACUGGUAGGCCAGUUUCUGGGGAUGUUAAUUUUUCAACACAAAAAUUAAAACAUAACAAUUAUUCUAUGCAGCAGGUUUCAAAUUCACAAAUAACAUGAAAGGAGCACUCUCAAUAACACAUUAAUUAUACUGGCCUGAGCCUUGGGGCAGACGGGAGGAAGUACCUGUUGCGAAACGGUGCGGCACCAGACUAUCAAGCGCGUCGGACUGUCAAACGUCAGAUUAUUAUGAGUCUACUGUACUGUUGUUCAUGAGUCAAGCUGUUAAUCUUGAAAACAUGUAACUCAUACUGAAGUUACACUGUGACAUUCAGAUGCAGAAUUAUUACUUACACUAUUAAAAUGUAUAAUCAGCAUGCCAUGCAGGUUUGAUGCAUUAUAAUUUUCAUGGAUGAUCAUUUGUCUGUAUUUUAUACAACAUGUCAGUUGUUCAAUUGAAUUAAUUUAAUAUGUUUAAAAAUCUACAGAAAAGGAAAGAGAAUUAAGAGUCAGAAGAAAGAUACCUUUAAGAAUUUGGAACUGGUUAUUCUUCUGCAACAUAAUAUAGCCUAUUAAUGGUUUAACUUGACUGUUCUAUCAGAAAAUGUGAUUCUUUUUGUGUUUUUGUAUUAGCUGUAACAUGGAUAAUAUCAAUAAAUUGCAAAAUUUU